Messenger RNA from Rotaria socialis, 723 nucleotides. NCBI's taxonomy places the organism in Eukaryota, Metazoa, Rotifera, Eurotatoria, Philodinida, Philodinidae. The record is from the annotation of a GenBank genome assembly.
AUGACGCAGCAAACUAUGUCAUCAGACAUCUCUAGUGAUAGAAAAUAUGUGAUUGCCGAUUGGCAUCUACAACAGCAUGGCAGUUUUAGUAGUCUUGGUCGUUCACGAGAUAUUUCGGUAACACAGUUUUCUUCUACUCAAAGCUUAACAGAUUAUUUAUAUCAAUAUAUUCAACAGAACUAUAAACAUGUGAAUAUUACGGAUAGAAACUGCAGUGUUCUCGAGCUUUGUAAAAUAGCUAUUGAUGAAUCAAAUAGAUUGUUAGCUUCAAAUAGCAGUGAAAUUUCUCGUGUAACUAGUCGUCAUAUUUGGCCGGCGAAUCACAAAUUAUUGAUGGGAUGCCUUGUUGAUGCACAUAUUGUUGCUACAUGUCAUGAUAGAUAUGAAAUAAGCCCUUUGAUACAACUGAAUGAUGAAACUACUUAUUGUUUGAUGACUCAGCUAGGAAAUCAUCCUACACACGUAAAAUUUGUAUGUGGCACCAAGUCUCUACGAGAAGAAAUUUUGCAACGAUUUAAGUGGCCAUUUCAAACGAAUUAUAAACCUGCACAACGCCAAAUCGACUUAUUUGUUCUUAAGAGUGAAAACUUUUCGGUGCAAGAAUUUUGUAAUUAUGCGACAAGUCAAAGUUGGCAUGAGCUUGAUUCUACAUUUCUGCAUGGUGUUCUCGUUGAUUUCAUUAUUGCUGGUGAACCAUUGGUGUUUAACGAACAAAUCCAUUAA